Molecule: messenger RNA, 2652 nt
Organism: Nematocida homosporus
Lineage: Eukaryota; Fungi; Microsporidia
Exons: 1
Coding region: 1-2652 (883 amino acids)
Source: RefSeq, a predicted model, not a curated record
AUGUCUUAUCUUGAAAUAGUUAAAAGUGUGGAUAGAGAUAGGAUUUAUCGCGGUCAGGCGAUUAGAUAUAGAAUCGUAGUUGUAUUGUGUUCUUUAGUGUUAGUGUUAGGUAGUGUUAGAGGGGGGUGUAGUGAUGGUAUGUGUGAUAGUAAAGUAGGCGGUGAUAGUGCCGUUGUUAUGCAGGAAAUAACAGCUCCGGAGAAUUGGGCAGCAUCAUCUAAGAUAACUGAAGACUUAACUACACAUGGGUUUUCGCUUCAAGACAAGAAGAGUGUCGUCUAUGUUAAGAAGCACAUAACUGAAGAAGUAACAGCGGUGGCCUCGGACUCGACCGUAGCUUUAAGUCCAACCAACUCCACCGAAAACAUUGAUAUGUAUAUGGUGUUGUGGCCCGAGCCAGAGCUACAAUUCACAAUACCCAAAAUUAGUGAAGUAGGCGGAUUGCAGAGGGUUUUGAAUACAUUGAAUAAUAUUGUUGUUAUCAAAGCUGACAAGGUCGUGUUUAUCUAUAACGUAGAGCAUGUCAAGAGGUUACCCGACAGAUCCGAUGCUAUAUUUCGAAUUAUCAACACGCUAAAGUGUAAGGAGCUGGAACUUAUAAUAGAAGAGUAUGACAUAGAGAGAUAUUCGCAAUGGGUUAGUAUAGUAGAUUGUGGUUUGACCCAAUUACAGGAAACAAUCGAUUAUGCUGCUUCGAAUCCAAAUCGCAAUCUCACAAUUAACGUCUGUUGUUUGAACCCAUCUAGGGUAGAUCUUAUUGGGUUAAAGUUGUCCCAGCGGAAGCUAGUUGCCAAACUCACUCUGAUAGUGACAGUAAUACAAGAUCAAAAACGUCUUCUAACCUAUCGCCCAGAGCAGGCCCCAGAGAGCCAUGCACGUAAUGUUGAGGCCAGCACCAAUAUUAAUUUCACAGCUCUCCACAAUCAAGAAAUCCAAUGCCAAAAGAUUGUUCUUAUUAAUGAAUUGGACAACUUAACAGUAACUGGUCUUGAGGAUGCUAUUCAAGGCAUUUAUUCCGAAAUAGUUCUAGAACUGCGUUGGGACACUCUUCUCUGUCUUAUUCAGCGUAAUAAUCCUGUCAUUAAGGUUCAUACUAUUAUAGUUAUUGUUCCACCGCUUACUAAGGAACUGUUCCGGCCAGAGUUUCUUCAAGAGCAACCACACAUUACUCUCCGAAUCUUUGCUGUCAAAAUAGUUACCCAAAUCUGUACCGAGGAAUGCCCGUGUAUCGAGGGCGCGUAUAAUCAAUGUUACACCCCCGAAGUAUACGCCAAAUAUGGUAUCUCGGUUGGUGAGAGUACAUUUGAGUAUAAGAGAAGACAGAAUGGUCUGUUAGAUACGUUAAAGAUCCUUGAAAACAAGCUACAUGUGGAUUGUGAGAAGGUAGUAGAGCAGGUGGAGAGUUGUGGGAUCCAAUGUCCUGGUGAAGAAUAUGGCGAUAACAAGUGGGAAUUUCGAGAAACAGUUAAUAUCAGCCUUGACAGUUUAUGCAAUAAGGUUAAGAAGGAUAAGUAUAAUGACUAUAUUGACACGGGCACAGAUGUUCUUUUCUGUCAGAAUAUAUGCUAUACAGACAUCCAUAUUAACUCAAAGCAAGCUUAUGGUCCUAGCGAGCUCUGCCAAUCCCUUUUAAAGCUAUUCAUCAAUAUCACUGCUCGCACACUUAGAAUCUCAAAUGUUACCGAUGGGGAAAUAGGUAACUUUGACCUAUCUAAGAGAGAAGGACAGAACACAGCCCCUGAAACCUACCGACGCCGCCUUGAUCUUAAGACCCUAAUACUAGACAAUGUUGCCAAUAGCCUUAUUUACUGGAUACUAAACAGCUACAUAUUUGCCGAUUCUAUGGAAGUACAUAUUCUGAACCAAGGCUACAAGAAUCUUAAUAUUGCCCGAAUUCUCUCCCUUCCUAUAUGUCAGAAUAUCUCUAAACUUGUGCUCAACGACUUUGUUGGAUUAGAUGAGGUGAAGUAUUACGAGGAGUAUAAGAAAGAAGAUAGACUCACUGAGCUCUCAUUAUUUAACUACAUCGAAACAAUGAAAGCCGAAAACAAAACCACCACGGAUCUUGGUCUUAACAAACUGGUGUUGCAACUGGAAGGUCUUGAUUGCAAUAAGUAUACUGAAAUCUUAGCUAAGUUUAAGAGUAUUGGUAUUCAAUGCGAGGUUGUUCCUUUAGUGGUUAUUGUUGGUCGUCAAAUAGUGAAUUACAAAUCCUAUAUAAAGACGGCCACCCGUGCUGCUUUGAGGGAUCACAGCAAGCCGAUUGAUAAGGGCCUGGAGCUCAAGAACAUUAAUCUACAAGACUUAGAAGCGGAUAUUGCCAGUCGAUGCGCCAUGUCUACAUCACAGCCAGAUCCAAACCAAGAACAAGAGUCUCCUAUCCAGAAACUUUCCAUUGAUAAAUUAUCGUUAUUCUUCCGUGACACUCAGUUCAUAACUGAGCAUAACUUAGUGAAGAUUCUCGAAUGGAUUGCUUGUCAAUUUGUAGGCCCAAAGUCGUUGUAUUUCUACCAUCUUGAGGUUUCGGAGGAUGAGAGAAAGAAGAUGCUAGUCGGCAAUUACCACAUCAAUGGGUUAGAUGCGUUCAAAUAUGGGUACAUGCCACCUGAAUACAAAAUAAUCGCGUUAGUUUCCUGUUCUGCCCAAUACUAA